Molecule: messenger RNA, 8934 nt
Organism: Neodiprion virginianus
Lineage: Eukaryota; Metazoa; Arthropoda; Insecta; Hymenoptera; Diprionidae
Gene: px
Exons: 16
Coding region: 471-7295 (2274 amino acids)
Source: RefSeq, a predicted model, not a curated record
UGGGACGCGAAUCGGAAUUUUACAACAUGGCUGCCGAAUGAGAUCAAAGUUGCGGUGCUACACAUUAGGAAAAAUGUAUUUUUCUUAGCCUCUGUAAAGAUAAAAUAAGCAUAAUUACGUAUAAAUUGAUAAAAGACGCGUUAAACGUUGAGCCGAGGGUGCGUCGGUGAUCUAAAUAUGAUUAAAUCUGUGUCUAAUAGUGAGUUGAAGGUGACACCCCGCAAUACUGUAUGGAGUUCGGGAACGUAUGGCAGAGACUAGGGGCCGAGAUAAGAGGGCCCUGGUUCUCCUAAACGUUUUACGCUUCUCGGCUAACCUUCGCGAACUAAUUAGCGAUGCUGUGCGCGUCCCAUGUGAUUCGCUAAAACAUCAAAAACAAUUGAAACCUAUGCUGGUUAGUCGCUUCAGAUUUUGUUAAGAAGAUAAUAAGCGACGAGAAGUGAAAAAAAAAAACUCAAUGGUUUCCUGACAUGAUGGAAAGCAAGUUGUAUGUGAAAAAUGAGCCGGGACUAGAGGGGCAAUCGCUGGUGAAUCCGGCCUGCGUGUCACUGAUGUCAGACGAGGGGGGAGGACCCAGGAUUUGUUUUGUUUGCGGAACCCUGGGUCACAGUGAGCAAUACUGGCUCAGAGUAAAACCCAGUAUAGGCGCUUCGCCCAGCGAACCAUAUUUUCCAUUUUUGGAGUCUCACGAACCGCCGGCUGGCUACAGAGGCGAAGGGGUUAGGAGCGGCGCCAUAAAAGUCUGUAGUCUCUGCUACGCUCUACUCUUGCAGCAAUGGGACAGCUACGAGAGAGACGCCAGGCCCCACAACCAGAGGGUUUACUGGCUGAAGCGGUGCGACGGAGGUCCUUUUACUGGAGCAGAAAUGGCACUCCAGGGGGAAUACGCGGCGCAAGUUUUGGGGCUCACUAACGAACAGCCGACGACGCAGACAAGGCAGGAGAGUCGGCCGGUCGGCGUGUCCCCAAGAUUACUGCCAAAUUCCCCCUCGCCCAGAGUCGAACAGUCUAGACCACCGUCUAAUUCCGUUGAACUGCAAAGGCCACAUUCUAACGCUGCCGAAUCGUCGAGACAUCUUGAACAAGCAAGACUGACCAUGGAGUCACCUCAUCAAAGACUACAGUCACCGCAUCAGAGGCUACAGAGCCCUCGACAAGUCGUCGAUGAAACUAGACUCUCCAACGAGGCAGCAUUAGAUUUAAGACAUGCUCCCAGAAGCUCGCCAGCACCGCAACCUAGUCUACCACCUCAACCGCAAGCUAUCUAUAGUGGCGGAUCGACGUCCAGCGUCGGCACUGAUAUAUUAGAUUUAUCAAUGCCUGACAAAAACUCAGUGACCGAAGUCUGUUACGUUUGCGGAGAUGAAUACAAGAGAGGUUCCCUAAGCCACAUUGCGGCCAAGCCGCUGCCGACUCCUCCACAUCCUGCUACCAGCCCGCCACCAUUUUUUCCAUCACUAAUGCUUCAUCCAAGACCCAGCAGAAGUCGGCCAAUGGACAGCGCUGGACGAGUGCAGGCUUGCUCGGCGUGUCAGAAUCACCUUUUAUUGCAAUGGAAAGCUUACACCCGACAGGGUGUACCUCACGGGGAGAGAAAUUACGCGCUGAGAAAACGACACGCUCCUGCAGUCGACACUACGACAUUCAUAUGUUAUACGUGCGCCCUGGAAUAUCCGUCGUCAAGUAUAAGACUUUUGUACUGCUGUUCAAAUCCGGAAAAGGAAGCCUAUUUCCCAUUCAUAUGUUCUUUGAGGCCACCACCUGGUGCAAGUCCGAUAAGUCCUCAAGGCAUGGUGCAAGUUUGUUCUAUUUGCUACAAGGCCAUUCCUCAGAAACAGCAAGUUUUCGGAGGCGACAAUCACGAUGGGCAGCAACAUCCCGCCGCUAUUAUUUCACAACAAAACGAUCUCAGGCAGCAAGGUCUGUCACCAAGGCCGGCUGUCCCAAAAUCACCAGCUAAUUCUGCGGGAAGCGACAUCCGUUUUAAGCCAUAUGAUUUAAACAAAUCAAGCGCUGUUGCAAACAAACAGCGUAGCAUUAACAUAAAAAAUACCACGUCGAGGCAACGAAAUUCUCCUAGCAAUGGACCGGCAGAAAACGGCAAUGUUGCGCCGGGACAAAAUUAUCGGUGCUACAUUUGCGAAAGGCUCUAUCCUCGAAAUCACAUGGAAUGGUUAUCGACUAGUCCGGAAGGCAUGAACUCCCAUGCAAUGCAUUUUCCGUGUCUAAGAGGAAUGGCACGUACUUCCGAAAAUGCGUGCAUGGACAGUCACGGACGUGUCUUGGCAUGUAGUCAGUGCGUCAAUCACCUAUCUCAGCAGUGGGAGAGCAUGGAUGCCGAACGAGUUCCAUUAGAACGUCGGAGGUAUGAUAUUCCUAGCCCACAUCCAAACGGAGAUGUUGGUAGAUCGAUAGCAACACCGCCAAGUUUGAGUUCAGAUAGAACAUUCAGCAGCAUUCCCGGGACGUCGAGUAGUUCGAUCUACUGUUUUCUGUGCGGCCUACACAGCGAUCUCACCUUGGCAAGGGUUCUAUACGGGCGACCUCAGGGUCGAAACGCACCGUUCUUUCCUGAGCUUUUGCGCCAUCAGUCACCUCUGAACGCCGAACAGCUGAGGGAAGACGGCUCAGCGCUAGUCUGUACAUUUUGUUAUCAUUCUCUGCUCGACCAGUGGCGAAAAUACGAGAGUUUGUCGGGCGGACAGCAAAUUAACACUGCCGAGAGGCAGUACAAUACGCAUGAUUACUGUUGCUUCGUUUGCGGUAUUACGACUUAUCGGAAACGCGUCAGAGCGCUUCCUGUUAAAGACUUUGCCUUUCUGAAGAACCACAGACAGCCCGAGAAGAGCUUGUUAUUGGAAAAUGGUGACUUUGCCGUCGUUUGUCUCGAUUGUUAUGAGACGUUACGGACGCAGAGCCUCGAGUACGAAAGAUGGGGCUUGCCUGUCGAUAAAAGAGAAUAUAACUGGAUCGUUCAACCACCGCCACCUGAAAAUGGUCCUGAUGCAGCUGUCGCCAGAUUGCCAUCGGGAGAAAGAUCUGAAAAAGUGGUGCCGCAGACGCUUGCAACAAGGCCGGUGAGGAAAAACUGUUCACCUAAGGCGCCCGACAAGAAAGUUCCGGGAAAGUUGCCAGAAAAAGAUCAAGGACUUCAACCAGCCAGUAACAAGGGACAGCCACCAGCUCCAAUUGGUAAAUCACACAGACCGAGCCCUGGUGUAUUACCACAGGGUCAUACACCAGGACCUGGACCUGGGAACCAGCAGAGCAGUAGAAGUUUCGCAGCGGCGCUUCGAAACUUGGCGAAGCAGGCAGGACCAGCUCCGCAAGAAGAGGAACCGAGGGCUAGUCCAAAAAAUCGAGCUCCACCACCACUGGUGAGAGGACCAUCGCCUGCUAAGGAACGUUCGACGCAUGAGCGAAGGCCAGAGGAGAUUCCCUCGCUGUAUACAACUCCUCGACAAGCUGAAACUAGCAAACACAGCGUAACGGCUUCGACCUCCGAACUUCUGGCUAGGUCUGGUUUCCAACCGUAUCGGCCUGAGCAUCAUCCGGCUCAUGCACCGCCAGCAUUUGCUCUGGAUCAGACCUACAGCCCUUAUCAUCACGGUCUUUACCCGCCGCCACACCUGCAACACGCUUAUAGGUUAGAAGAUCAAAUGUACUUGGAAAGGUGUGGGAUGCUUAGACCGCCACUAUUUCCUGGGCUCCCUUCGUAUCCCUUUUAUGGACUGCGAUACAGCCCAGAAAUGUUGCCACCUGCAUCCCUAGGUCUGAUGUCGCCUGUAAUGCACGAGCGCUUGAAGUUGGAAGAAGAGCAUAGAAUUCGACAAGUGAGAGAACAAGCGGCGCUGCGCGAUGAGGAGGAGAGGAGACGGGUCGCUCGAAGUUCGGCCCCUGCUGCUCCCGUUCCCGUCCCUGCCCCUGCCUCAGCCGACACUGCAGCUAGGAAGCCGACCAUAGCGACUCAGUUGCAUAGCGAGCGGGAGAGGGAACGUGAACGCGAACGGGACCGGGAAAGAGAACGAGAACGAGAACGAGAACGAGAGCCAGAUCGUGAACGAGAAAGGGAAAAAGAAAGAGAAAGAGAACGAGAGAGAGACAGGGACAGAGAACGUGACCGAGAAAGAGGAAACAAUGUCAACAGUGGCCAUCACGUUACGAGGAAAGAAGACCCGCCUCCCCAUCCCACCGAUUCUACGUCCCUUUAUCACUCAAGACUCCCUUCUUUUCCCAGCCCUGCAGCACCACUUGGUCCCGCAUCACUCAGCUCCGCAUCCAUCUGUUCAGUCAGUUCCACUCCCAUGCCACCUCCACUGGGCUCGACAUUACCUCCUCUAAAUUUGGGACCUCCACCUAUAAGUUCAGCGACUAUAGGCCCACCUCCCCCAAUCCCCUCGAUAUCAUCGAUGCCAACUAUUCCCUCGAUACCUUCCUUGGCCCCCAGCAUUAUUGGGCCCCCGCCACCUCUCAGUCUGCCUCUAGCGCCAAUAAUUUCCAUACCUUCCAUACAUUUACCUUCCGCACCGUCAAGUACCAUUCAUUCUAGUCAGCACAUAACUACGAUAACGAGCGUUACUACAACCAAAACAAUGCAUCAUCAACGUACAAAUCCUAUUGGCUGCACCACGACAAAUUCGUCGUCUUUCGGCGGUACGACAACUACUCAUGCAACGCAUAUAUUAACAACGCCAAGUGCCGUUCCGCCAACGUUGAACAAUUUGGCGAACCAAUCGCCCAGUAUUCACAAAUCUUCUCCUCCUCCACCCCUUUCAAAUAAUUAUAGUUCUAGAAAUAAAGAUGUCCUGUCACAGCCGACCACGCCUCAGCCGGCGUUUGUCAGGCCUUUUGAGGACUCAUUUCGCGCUACUUCGAAACCACAAUUGAGACCCGUACUCAAUAGUCAUAAUCAAAAUGUCCCGAACCAAAUCAAUCAUCAAGAGUCAGUAGUGAAGUCGUCGUCGUCGUCAUCCUCGUCGAGUUUGUGUUCAACGACCCAAGCGGUCACCACACAGUCAAUCCAAGAUGGUUUGCCGGAAAAUGUCAGUAAAUCAUUGACGUCAUCUACGAAUCAUCAGCUCCCCUCCCAAUCUAUUCCAUACUCAACUCCGCAGUUUCAUCAUCCUCAUCUUCCUGUUCCUCAUGUCCCCAGCUUGUAUAAGCCACCUCAUUUCACCCCCCCUUCCACCCAUCAUCAACAACAACAACAACAACAACAACAACAACAACAACAACAACAACAACAACAACAACAACAACAACAACAACAACAACAACAACAACAGCAACAACAACAACAACAGCAACAACAACAACAACAACAACAACAACAACAACAACAACAGCAACAGCAACAACAACAACCACACCACCACCAGCAACAACAACAACAACAACAUCCUUCUAAUAAGUUAAAUAUUCCUAAUGUAAGCAUUAAUCAUAAUACUACCACAAAUAUUAGUAAUAAUACGAUUAGUACGAAACCGCCAACGCCGCACCAUGUAAGCGAAGCACUGCCAACAGCAGGCAACCUUCAGCGAACCGAUGUCCAAAUAAAUAUUAAUAAUAACUGUAUUACUAAUGAUAAAACUUCUGCGAAUGCUAAUUACUACAAUAAUCAUAUUAUGAGCGGAUCGAAAGCCAUUAGUCGGAAUUACAAAUGUAAUUUAGAAAACGUCCAGAGAGAUGUACAGAAGAAUUGUGCUGGAAAUAAUGAAAGAAACGAAAGCGAUCUAUCGCGACAUACACUGUUGAACCAAAAUCAUUCGACUAUCAAUACAUUGUUAUCGGAUAAAUCUCCUGUACUGUCGCAGUCAACUUAUGACCAUAACAACAAAGGGCCUACUUUUCAACCCUUAAAUUUAAAUACAAAUGAUAAAGAUUGUAAGUCUGAUAUCGAUGUCAAACCCCAGAUGGAUCAAAGUACUAUUAUGUCCACAUUACCGUAUCAACCAGUUGUAAAGUUCAGUUUAAGUGAUGUCGCGCAAAAACCAAUUGGUACUACUCAAUUGAUGCAGAGUAUUAAAUCGGAGGAAGUUUUGCGCACCUGCCAGAAUGUCUCAAAUGUUCUUUUGCAAAUACCAAAAUAUCAAGAAAAGUUAUUGAAUUUCUCAAAUAAUGAACUCAAAUCUGCAUUUUGCUUUACCGACAAGUGCAAUAAUGUGACUGAGAUUUCCGUGAAGUGUGAAUCGGCUGUGUUAAAUGUGCCUGAUCUCAGCAAGUCCUUAGUCAAGCACGAAACUGUGAACGAUAAAUCAUUCUUGAUGCCCGAGAAACCGAAAGAGUUAACAUCGAUGCUGGACCUUGCUGAAAAACGAAGGAAACGUAAACGGGAGAAAACCAUCGGAGCCAGUGUAAGCUCUGAAUCAGAAAGUGAAGAAGAUGUUAAAGAUUCGGAUCUGUGGAUAACUAAAGGGCCGCCUUCUAAGCUUCAAUGUCCUGCCAAGAAACUUUCUUUCCUCGCCAUGUUCGGACUGACCACUCUUAGCACUAGAAAUGAAAUGGAACUUUCCAAGGUGGAAAAACGAUAUAAGCUAAAUCCAGAGCCACCUGUUCCACCAUUGGACUCUGAACCUAUACUUGAAUCUCUAUUACCAAUUCCACGGGAACAUCCUGAUGUGCUUCUUCAAACUCCCGAUUUUGUAGGCAAAGCUGGGUUCCUCAAUAUUCUCGGGCUUGACGUUAUGCCUCCAACCAAGAGAGACGAAGCGGAAGUAAGCUGGCAAUACAUUCUCAAGGAUCGGAAAAAACGGAAAAGUGUCAACACAGUGACAGCUUACUGUGAAAGAAUUGCCAGAGUUUAUUCAAGAAAUCCACCGUUGUUACCAAGACCACCGCAGAAAAUGCGACUACUGGACAGAGUGAAAUCAAAACAUUUACCAGAGCGACCACCACCGUUACCACCUUUGGUUCCAAAUAUAGUACCAAGGUUCCACUCUGUCCUACCCACACCUGGAGAGAAUGGCGUUAAGCAACAUUGCAAAAUACCAGAGAUUUGUCAGGCUGACGAUUCGAUUGAUGAUCAAGAUGACAAGGAUAAAUCGAGGUGGGAUGGUAUCGAAGAUACCAUGAUCGCAUACAUGGAAUAUUCAAAAGAAAAAUCGUUGGAGAGAACAGUCUUAGCUGCGCAAACGGCGAAACUAGCAGCACGGACAAAUAAUCUGAGAUCAGAGGCAAUCCAACUAGAAAGAAGAAGAUACGAUUUAUUGUCCAAUUGCUCCGCCCUUGAGACAGAGAGGCGAUGCCUCAGCGAGCAGAUAGAAAGAAUUAACGCUCUUCUGAGAACCCUGAGGUAGCAAUACGCGACGCACAACACGGAAACUCAUUCAUCUGUGAUAUUAUCGACGGGUUAAGAGAGCCGUUGGUAUCUAAAUAGUUGAAACAACAAACAAUUUUUUAACAAUUUUAGAUAAGUAAAUGUAAGAUUACAUUGACCAAGUGUACAGCAUUUUUUUAGUCUUUUAUCACAGUUUACUUUAUUUGUAAUGAAUUAAAGCUAUACUGGUAGUUUUUCUAAAUCCAGAAAUUUUAGUUAUUCGAUAUUUAGGCAUUCUUUUACAUAGCGAUUGUUACAUGGAGUUUAAACGUGUCUUAACCAUUUCUAAAACAACUCGUAAAAAGAGUCUGAUUAGAAUAUGCUAUUUGAAAGACAUGUUGAAUAUUGUGUAUGAAAUCAGAGGGGACUAGUGUUUAAAGUGUUGUAAGUAAUCAUAUCAAUAUGAUACGAACGUGUAAAAAUGAAGUGUAAAGAAAACGAAUCAAAAUACAAAUUUCUCUUCAAUUAAUAAGGAAGUUUUAGUGUUUCAUAAUUUUUACUGACGGCUCUUUAACCCAAGGUAUAAGAUAAAUAAUUAUAAUUUGUAUAAUAUUUUAUUGAAUAUAGAGAGAACACUCAUGUAACUUAUUUUAUUCUCUGUAAUGUGGACUUGUAUUUAAAUAUUGAAAAGGAUAUUCUAUCAUAUGAUUCGCACGUUUACUGAUUAGUAACAUGUGUAUUGAUAAGAUAAACAUAGAAGAGAAGGAUCUCAAUUUAAUAACUGAAAAAUCGAAGAUAAUUGAUUUUUAAACAAUGCGAAUAUCUUUUAUAUUGAAGUAAAAUUGUUUAUCGAACAUUCGCCAUUUGAUGAACCUCUGAAAGAUACUUCUAAUUUGUUGUAAGUACACCAGUGUCUUCUCGAAACGGUCACUUUUUGUGGUUCAAUAUUUUCCGUAUGUAAUAAUUGAAACGCUAAUAAUUAUUUGGAAUUCGCAUAAUUUUUCGAACACAUGUAUUGCAAUUUGUAUAAACUGUAGACUCAACCAUUGAAUAAGAAUAAUAAGAACCUCCUUCAAUUCUAUGUUGAAUACUUACAAUAAUAAUAAUAAUGUCUGCAAUGGCCAGUGAAUUUCAAAGAAGUGAAAAACGAUGUUGAGGUACUUAACAAAAAACAAGGUUAUAAAAAAAAAUGACUUGACUUUUACCAUAAAAUUGCGUGAGUACAUUCCAUGAAAAUGCUUGUUACCCGCUAAACCUUUAACAUUCCAUGUAUUGAACGGACCUUGAAAAAAUAUGAGUAAACGUGAAAUAACAUUUUUAUUUAAUAUCAUCCAUUUCUUGGCAGACCGUAAUUAUUAUACUUCACCUGGGUCCUAUUUAGUUCUUUCUUUCUUGUUUUCACAUUUUCGAAUAAUUUGGCGUACUGAUUCAAAUCUCUCAUUGUGCUCUCUAAAUUGAUUAUCUCCUUGCUCCGUAUAAUGUAGCAUCAUAUCUACCCGCCUUCCCUGUUAUAACCCGCAAAUCAAUUUUGUCUGUGUUUUCAACGUUUUGUUCAUUGAGUGCCUACAUUUGUAAAUAUCAUUAUUUUUAUGUAUUGUGUAAUAUUAAGGCAUCUGUAGAAAUCUGCAGGUACCUUUCUGGCCAGAACAAGAGCCUAAAAGUAAACUGUUCGAAAACAC